AAAAUUCCUUUUUCUACGUUUUCCACUCCCACGUACACACACAGGCCAAAUAAAGCUACGUGCCGAUAGACAUGUCCACUCUUUCGAGCUGUGGAUAAAACCGAGCACGAGCCGGUUCAACGAAUACAAAGGCAAACUGAAUAUGGCUUGUAUGUCUGUGUUCGUGCUUCUGUGCGUGCUUGUGCUCGUGCCCUCGGUUCCAUGUCAAUAUGAGCACUACAGCCCGGAGAAUUUCCCGCAUGCCGAUCUGAUGCCACUGGACUCGGCGUACGGUUUCGCGCUGGAGCGUUACGGAGAGCGGGACUGGGCGGAGAGCGCGCGCUACCUGGAGCUCAGCCUGCGCCUCCACAGACUGCUGAAGGAGAGCGAGGGCCGCUGCAGCCGCGCGUGCACCCAAGACAAUCUGCAAGACACCGACAUGGACACGAGCCUGAGAAUCAUUAAACACGUCCUCACGCGCGCGGCGUGCGUGAAAAAGUGUAAAGCAGAAAUGCCCGUGUUUUCUAAACAGUACCCGAAACCUGAGACCCUGGAGGCUUUUGCCACGAGGACGCCGUACCGGUAUUUACAAUUUGCUUAUUAUCAGAUGAAUAAUCUGGAGAAAGCUGUAUCAGCAGCACACACUUAUCUCCAGCGUAACCCAGGAGACCUCUUAAUUUCCAAAAACAUGAACUUUUACAAAAGUCUAUUUGACAUUGAAGAGUACUUACUGGACCAGGAGGAGAAAAAACAUGAGACACUCUUUCUGAACGCAGUGCUGCUGUAUAACGCAGGGGACUUCAGCAGAUCUAUAAGGAUGAUGGAGGAGGUGUGUGUGGAGUAUUUGCGUGUGUAUGAUGAGUGUGUUUCAGCAUGUGAGGGAUCAUACGAGGUACAAGAGGUUAAAGACUUUUACCACACACUCGCAGGGUUGUUCAUUGAGGUAAUGCGGUGUAAAGUGAGGUGUGAAGAGGAUUUAACUCCCAAUGUUGGUGGAUUUUUUGUAGAAAAAUUUGUUGCCACCAUUUACCACUACAUGCAAUUUGCAUAUUAUAAAUUAAAUGAUGUCAUUAAAGCUACUCAGUGUGCACUUAGUUACCUGCUCUUUGAUCCUGAUGAUCAGGUGAUGCAGCAAAAUGUUGCAUAUUACAGAUUUCACAAAAAGCAGUGGGGUCUGAAAGAGGAGGACUUUAAACCCCGCCCAGAAGCUCUUCAUUACUUUAAUCAGACAGUAAAGCAAAAAGAUUUGCUGGAAUUUGCAGGCAACUAUUUACAGACGGAUGAUGAGGAUGCUGUGAGUCCAGAGGAAUCCCCUUCUCUUUCUUCUCCCGAUGAAGAGUUUGAUGGAGUUGGAGAUUAUGAAGAGUCGUUCCUUGCUGAGUGGUGGCAGGAACCCAAAACUAAAGGAGACACUGGAGAAGCAGAAUGAAACACUACAUCAACAUCAGUGGUGUGUGUAUUGUGAUGAACAGUGACUGCUGAUGAGCAGAAUUAUGAAACUGUGCAAACCACACAUCAGGACUGGAAGAGCACCAAUUGUGACUCACCACCAUUAUGAUCAUUGAUUAUUAUUAUUAAACAAUAAAUAAAUACUUUUUAUGUAAAAAAAAAUAGAUUUUUCAUUCUGACUUUUUUCUCUUCUCCAAAGUACCAUGCAAGACAGCACUAAUUUCUCAAUCAGAAUUAUCCCGUCUCAUGAACCCACCCACCCGAGAAAAAAUAUAUGUAUGUAGAAAAAAAACAAACGCAAAAACUGCAUUUAGAAACAGUUGAGUUCUGUUUCCAUGAAUCUGCUAUAUAACGAUUAAACUCUUACUUAUCUAGUUAACGUUAGCUUGUUUACAAUAGCUUGUUGUAUAGUGCACUGUAACUAACACGCCAAACGUGUUGUUUUAUACAUAGAGCAGUUACUGUAAAGUGAUUAUUAUGUAGCUUUGUAGAAGCCAACAUUCUGUUUUCCUAUUUAAGCUUAGACAAAAAUUUAUCAAGAGCAACUCCUCCUAGAGCUUUCGAGCCACAUACACCAAAUUCGGAUAUGUUGUAGACGCUGGUCUGAAGCUUGUUGCUGUUACUUUUCUAAGCGAUCCGAGUACCGGUACUUCCGGUACCUGGUCUCAAACUGGCCUUUUUUCCCCCAUAGACUCCCAUUGUAAACUUUGGAGGUUUAUAACUCGGCAAGCUUUUUCAACUACCUACACCAAACUCGGCCAGCUCCUUUAGGGUGAUACUCUGAACAAACUUUUAAAUUGGUGUACCGACUGGCCUUCCGGUUGUCCCGCAGCCCCGCCCCCAAAAUAUGCAAAAUCAAAAAACUUUUUACAACAUGGACAUGUGACAUAUCAAAACACAGAACAAUGAGGGGAAUUUCCUCACAUGUAUUCUGAUGCCGUCACAUCCUCAUCUCCACUUACUUCCGAAUGUUUUGGCACCCUAGCUUUCUGUUUACUUGCUUCCAAAAGUAACACUGACCCUUAUGUCCACUCCCCUCCAAAAAGCACUGGCCUUUGCGAAUAAUUGCAUCGUCAAAGCCAACAUCAAAUUUUGACACGACACACUUUACAAAUCUAGUUUAAUAAUUGAUUUUAUUACAAAACAUUACUUAUUUUAUAUAUAUUUUUCACAAUAACAGUCAUGUUUAUAUUUUAUUGUAUGUUGAUGGCUUAACUGUAAACA
Messenger RNA from Tachysurus vachellii, 2652 nucleotides. RefSeq names its product prolyl 3-hydroxylase family member 4 (inactive) (gene p3h4). Bases 143 to 1408 code for a protein of 421 amino acids. The transcript is spliced from 7 exons. The record is from RefSeq and is a predicted model, not a curated record. Gene Ontology annotation, biological process: peptidyl-lysine hydroxylation; collagen fibril organization. Lineage: Eukaryota; Metazoa; Chordata; Actinopteri; Siluriformes; Bagridae. Gene Ontology annotation, cellular component: endoplasmic reticulum. Gene Ontology annotation, molecular function: collagen binding; protein binding.